UCGAAAUUCGAAUUGUCAUGUUCUUUUUUCGAAAUGGUAUACUUUUUAAAUUUUGAUAAAUAAAAGUGGCCAGUAACUUUUUGAUAUUUUUUAAAGUGUUCAAAUAUUGAUCGCGGACCAAGGUCCGCAGGUUGUUGGCAACGAUGUGCGAGGGUCGCGUAACUUUGGACAGAGUUUGGAUGCAGUUGGUGUGAUUUCAGUGAUGGAGAUUUGUGUGUUGUGUUUAAGCCAUGAGGAAAUGCUGUUUUGGAAAACGGAUCGACUUUAAGACAUGACGGCUCAAGACCGAGGAAAUAUUUUCACGGACGACGACGAGGAUUUGCGUCCCCGUCAGCAGAGCUUGGGCGGUGUGCUGCGGCGCGAAGGCAAUUGGAAGUGCUUCAUGCUUACCCUCAUGAUCGCCGGCUGCCUCGGCUCCGUGGCCUGGUGUAACACCGCCAAGAUCGAUAAGGAGCUCAUCGAUUUGCAUACAUUCCCCAUAAAAAGAGUAGUGCGUGAGUCUCCCUGUGACGUCGGCUACGCGUACAUACCAAUAGCGUUCGUGCUGCUCCUAUGUGACGUCGGCUACGCGUACAUACCAAUAGCGUUCGUGCUGCUCCUAUACCUCGUGUAUUUGGUGGAAUGUUACCACAGCACGGCCAGGAUUCAACUUGCCAGGCGGGUGGAUACCGCCGCCGUCAGCGCCAGGGUGCAUGCAAUGAGGACCGCUACACCAAGAGUUUGGUGGAAGGCGAUCUGCUACCAUUACGUGCGGCGCAAGCGACAGGUGACGCGGUACCGGAACGGGGACGCGUACACCACCACGCAGGUGUACUACGAACGCGUGAACACGCACAGUGCGAGCACGUCGUUCGCGCACGCGUGCUGCGGACAGCGCGACGCGUCGCGCAACCUUGUGCUAGACUCCAACACGCCCAUUACUAAAGUGCGCUUCAGCAAGGGAUUCGCUUUUGCUAACAUUGAGGCGGCCAGUGAGUUCGAAGAUCAAAGGUCGAGGUUUUUUGCGGAACACGAGCGAUUCGAUGACUUCAUGGAGAUGCGAGAGGGCUUGGAUCUGAUCGGAGUGAGCUCGUUCAAGGAGUACAUGGUUGCCUAUCGGGACGCCGAUCGGUGCCCGUGGUACUCUUCUCAAUGGUUAUUUUGGACCCUGUCGUGUUUAUUACUUUCCUGGCCUCUUCGGAUUCUCAUAGAAUGUAACACCGCCUACGUACAUUAUACAAUUACCAAGAUAUUUGGAACCAACUACGAACUGGAUCCUAGUAGACAGUUGGACAUCGACACCCACUUGUCUGAUACGCUACCUCCUGUCCCACAGAGGAACUAUGGUUGGGCCAUAGCAGACGAGCAGAGUGCGUUGCUGUGCUCCGCGCCCCGCCCACCCCGCGCUCUUCCCCUCUCCCACGCCUCAACUGUUGAUAGCCUCGAGCUGUUCGCAGCAAUCAGGGAGAAUUGUGCCUUAGUACCUUCUUAUUCAGAAGCCAUGCGCAUCGACGCAGCACUUAGAGAAGAUCCUGCAGAAAAUUCUAAUAGUAAUGGAGUACUAAUUAACGUGGAAACCGAGCCAAGACCUCACCGACCCGCCAUAAAAGCGGCUUCCUUCGAUGAGCCACAACGCAGGCCCAGAGCUGGUGUAACCAGCACACACUCUAGUCAUAAUAUAUCUGCCAUUGCUAGGUCGCAUGAAGCUAAACAGCAGAAUCGGCGAUCCUGGGCGGGAAUGGUGUCUACCAACAGAACGGCAAGACAGAUUCUCGAGGAAAUCCGAUCAUCAGCCCCGGUAUGCUACCAACCCAUGCCAGAAGCCCAGGCUCCGACACGAAGUGGGGACAGUACACUAUACUUUUCAAGAGAACUAUCCCCGACUUGUUCUAGGGAUCCGUUUGGAGGUCGAUCUCAAACGACGCCGACUGACGAGCCUCCGUCUUAUGAAGAAGCAUUGAAGCUUCCUGCCUUGAGGAAAUUAACUAGGUCAAUAACAGGAACUGAUUUGUCCGGUCCUAGAAGGGCGUUCCUUAGGGAUGUCUUAUCGAACAGAAGGUCUUGCCUUGAAGGGGUGGGGGUGCUGGCGGGCGCGAAGUCCGUGCGGCUCCCUAACAGCGACCCCGGUGACGAAACACCGCUAUAGCGCUUCUAUACACUCGUUCAAUUAUUGACUCUAUGGUGCAAUCAAAUAUACUCAACUCGUGGUGCCCGCGGCUUCGUCCGCGCUAAAUCUACAUUUUUAUUCAGCCUGUACUUUAUUUAGCGAUAUUAAGUAAUUAGACGCCAGAACCAAGCUGUAAAUAUUGAUAUGAUAGUUACUCGGAAUUUGAUAUUUUUAAUGGCGAACUACUAAAAGGCAAUGUUCGCCAGAUUUGUAUUGUAACGUACCUAUGUUAAAAAAUAACGUAAGCGAGAUGAAAUUAUACAUUCAGAAUACAAAACAGAUCGAUGGCUUUAUAGAAUGAUGCGAAUGGCUUAGUAUUAUGGAAAAAGUACACAGUUUACAGAAUGAGCUUGCACAAUUAAUUAUUUAGAAUACAAUAGGCGCCAAGUAUGUAUUUAGGCAGUAAUACAUUAUGACGUGUCUGCUUGCAUAUUCUAUUAAUAAAGUAACUAAUGUUGUGUUAGUUAGGAUAUUACAUUUAUAGGAUCCGGGAUCCGUUUAAGUAAUGCAUUAAUUAAAUUUUUCAUUCCAUCAGAACUUCCUCGAGUAAUAAAUUUUAAUAAUCUCAUUAUUACAACGGCCGCUUCCUUCGUUGAAUCUCAAGGGAAGCAUCUCCAAAUAAUGUUGUUUGAUCAUAGCCUCGCUUGAAUUGACAAAUGACCCUCAUGGCUUAUUCUAAAAAAAUCUAUUAUCUUCAAAGAAUUUCAAAAGAAUUUCCCUUUGAAAAAUGAAAUUCUAGCUGUCUCAUUAGCAGCCAGACCACCAAUUUAUUGUAAAACGGCAUUUCUAUUUCAAGUUGUACUUAUACAAGUUUAUUUCUUUCGUUACUGAUAGGAGAAAAUAAUAUGCAAAAAAAAAAUGUUUUGUCCGUGUUGAAAACGGAACAAAACAUGGGGAUAUGUUAAAAGUUCCUUUGAGUAACUUACGAAAAAAUCCAACUGCAACUCGAAAAAUGUAGGCCCAACUUUAAAUAUAAAUGUUCGGAAGUAUAAGGAAAUAAGUGAAUACUUUAAGGUGAUUUGCAUUGGGAGGAGACUAUUGAUAAAUUGUACUGUACAUAAAUAUAAGGCAGUGCCUUAUAUCGUUGUUUGGCACGGGGCUUUUGAUACGUAGCGAUAUUGCGGCUUGUGGACUGUUCUGUGUAUAAAUUAAAUUUGCUUUCUCAUCAAUUGUACCAACUUACUUCAAACAGUCGUAAUUUACGCAAUUGAAAAACUCUUGUAAAUGUUCGCAACUAUGGAAAUAAAUCAAAUUAUUUGAACAAAUAUUUUGAUUUGU
Messenger RNA from Leguminivora glycinivorella, 3424 nucleotides. RefSeq names its product transmembrane protein 151B-like. Lineage: Eukaryota; Metazoa; Arthropoda; Insecta; Lepidoptera; Tortricidae. Bases 272 to 2125 code for a protein of 617 amino acids. The record is from RefSeq and is a predicted model, not a curated record. The transcript has 8 exons.